AUGCAGCAGCAACGCUACAGUUAUUAUAUUAGCGUUGCCCCGUACCUCGAGAAGAUCCGACAAAAGAAGGUACAGUUCGUGUCGGAGAUCAAGGUAUUUGCAAAUUCUACACCAUGGGCAAGUGCCGUUUUGGAGAAAGAUGUCACAAUUUACAUGAAGGACCCACGACCGCAAAUACUGAGAACAGUCCUACUAACGGAAAUUCAAAACAAGAUGACGCAACAAGUUCCACGGACUGUCGAGUCAAAAAUUCCUGAUCAUAAAACGGAAUGUUCGGGAACAAAAGCAGGCAUGCGAACGGCAAUCGACGUCAUAUCUCGCAUCCGCUGGGACCCAAUUUUCGAGGAACGCAUUGGAAUGGUGACAGUAGGGUAUAAGGAUAGAUUUUUCGGCACAUUAGAAAGGUCUUUCGGAAUGUUUAAUUGGGACGAAGAGCUGAGUGCAGUUGACGACGACGAUUUCGCAAUUCCGCAGCACAGGAUACUCAAUUUCAAGUACAGAGACGAAAUCAUCUGGGACAAAAAUUCUAGAACGGAUUCGGUAUUCUUCAGCACCAACGGCUCAUCAAAAAGCACUCUAGAAGAGGUUUUGCAUGAAAUCGAUCUGCAGAAAGAUUUGCAACUAGAGAAACUUCAUGAGAUGGGAGGAUUUGGUUAUUCCAAAGAAAUCGACGAGUGGGAUGAGGACGAUGGCCCUGGACCAGCAAUUGUGACUGGAACAGGUUUUGGUCAAGACAUUAGAGAAAAGCUCAUGGAACAACAAUUGGAAGAUCGGUCAACUCAUUUCAUUGCCCUGCGAAUAACAGAGCAGGAUAUUGUUGAAAAGGCUAUGAUGGUGCAGCAAAACGCUUUACGAAUGGAACCUAUUCUGGAAGAAUGUUGCAUGAAGGAAAAGCUGUUCCACAUAACUUUCUGCAUGUUACGGCUGGAGGGCUACAAUGCUAUCACAAAAGCCUGUCAGAUACUAUUCAUAAAAAAACGAUUCGUCCCCGUGCAUGGCAAUAUCCUCGUGCUGAACUCCUUGCCACCCGCGGUUAUUGCGAAUGCGCUAUUUGCCAUGCCUCGGGACCGGCUUGUAAAUAAGCGAUGA
Notodromas monacha is the source of this 1089-nucleotide messenger RNA. NCBI's taxonomy places the organism in Eukaryota, Metazoa, Arthropoda, Ostracoda, Podocopida, Cyprididae. The record is from the annotation of a GenBank genome assembly.